AUGGCUUCAUCCACCCAUGAUGAGGCAAACACCAACGGAGAUUCUUCGCAAUCAAAGGACGAGGAUCCCUUCAUUGCUUUUGGAAUCGAUUUUGGCACAACCUAUUCAGGUAUCGCAUGGGCCAUCUCAACUCGACCAGCCAAUGUCAGCAUGAUAACUAGCUGGGAUUCAGCCAAGUACCAUUGUUCCGAUAAAGAGAAAACCCCAAGCAUCAUCUCAUACGAAGAGAACGGCAAAAUGCUCUGGGGCUACUCUGUUUCUGACAAAAAAUCUUCGAUCGAGUGGUCCAAACUCUGCCUCUUGGAAGAAGAUGACAUUCCCAACGAUGUCAGUCACUCAACACAGCUUCAAGCUGCUCAAGCUGCUUUAAAACAGCAGAAAAAGAGCGUCGUAGAUGUCAUCAGCGACUACCUGCGACAGCUGUGGAAACACAGCAUCAUCAACAUUAGGCGAGCUAUAGGUGGACAGUUGGUAGACCUCUGCAGAUUUAAGGUCGUUGCUACAAUUCCUGCAAUAUGGCCCAUAUAUGCUCAGAUACGCAUGCAUGAAGCCAUAGAAAAAGCUGGGAUUCUGAGCACUCGAAACGCGGGUCAAACAAUCUUGGAAUUUCUUCCAGAGCCUGAAGCUGCGGCAUUGGCUACUCUGAGAGGUAUUUCCACGUACAAUCAGGCAAAUAUGGAGAUUGGCGACCAUUUUGUUGUUUGCGACGCUGGUGGAGGCACUGUAGACAUCAUCACCUACACUGUUGUCGAGCUGAGCCCGAUGAAAGUCAAGGAAAGCGUUAAGGGAGACGGAAAACUUUGCGGAGCCACCUUUCUGGACGAACGUUUUCUAGAAAUUCUUCGAGAGAAGCUUGAUCAGAUAUCUCCUGAUACCUGGAAAAGCCUUGAAGAGACUGGAGCACUGGGACGAAUUAUGAACAACGAUUGGGAGAACGGAAUCAAGCCUCAAUUUCGUAACACUGACCAACACUGGAUGAUUCAGAUCCCGGUAAAGGGACCUAAGCGAACUCAUGAUGAAUUUCGUUUUUCAGACAUCAAGUUUGACGUCAAAGAUGUGCAAAAGAUAUUCAAGCCAAUAGUGGCUGAAAUCAAGCAUCUUGUGGAUAACCAAGUGAAGGCCAUCAAAGACAAGUACAAUAAAGAACCAAAGUUUGUCGUACUUGUUGGUGGGUUUGGUCGGCAACCUUUCCUUUUCACGGAAAUGCAGGACGCUUUGAACCGCAGGAACGGGCCUGUGGGGAAAAUUGAGGUUCUACAGAGCCAGGGCGCAGAACCGAUUAGCAGGAUGAGCUACGGUGUGAAAUGCGAUCGUGUGCCAUGGAACGCGAAGGACCACGAUAUAAGAGAUAAAGAGUGGUCUGAUAUAGAUCAGGCAUAUAAGGCUGUAAACCAGACUUCUUGGUUUGUGCGCAUCGGGGAAACCAUUCCAGUGGGCGAUUUCAUUUCCAAAGGAUUUUAUACAGACCUUACACAUUCAAUCUCGUCGCAGUCCACAGAACUCAUCUACUCGACCUCUGCCACUCCACCGAAGAGAUGCGAUGAGACAGUCAAGAAGCUUUAUAACCUCCAUUGGUCGACUGUGCCUAAGUUCAGCAAACUGACUACUUGGGUCAAUUCUAAAGGUCGAACUAUUCGACGAUUCUGUUUUGACACUAAGAUGACAUCAAAUGGCGUAACUUUAGACUUUGAGAUUGUCUACAAAGGACAAGUCGUGGCGUCGAAGAAUAUCGGCAUUGAUUAUGGCCACUGCGGUGCUCUCGCUAGUAACUGCAACUGA
This is a messenger RNA of Trichoderma gamsii, 1779 nucleotides long. RefSeq lists its product as hypothetical. Lineage: Eukaryota; Fungi; Ascomycota; Sordariomycetes; Hypocreales; Hypocreaceae. The transcript is spliced from 9 exons. The coding region runs from base 1 to 1779 and encodes 592 amino acids. The record is from RefSeq and is a predicted model, not a curated record. Gene Ontology annotation, molecular function: ATP binding; ATP-dependent protein folding chaperone.